CAGUCCGGCGCGAGGCAGCAUGGCGGCGGCGGCGGCGGUCGCUGUACAGGUGCUGAUCUUGACAACGUUGGUGUCAUCAGCCCUGUCUGCGCCCCUUGAAGAAGCUCUUCGUGAUGGGCGAAGCCCAGAACCACCGUCAGCGGCAGACAGUCAGCCAGCCGGUCAAGACGUUUACCCAUUCGGCUUCCUUGCGUCGAGGGAGGAAGAGCCCGAUGCACCAGAUGUUGAGAAGUCCCAAACGACCCUAGGUGUUCCACCAGGACACUGGAACGGCGUAGCGCCUGCUGCCAAUGGACAAGGCCGAGUCCAUCAGGCGUUCGGUGCGCCAGAUGUCUGGGCCAUCAGAGUACCAGUACCUUCUGUGGAUGGCGGCCCUCCAGGAGGUACUCCUCCUGGAAGCGAGAACAAUACCGAAGGCGAACGCCUCCCAGAUGAGCUUAUAACAAAUGAGGGAAAUCAUUUGUUAAACGGCAGCAGAGAGGAGGGAACUGGAGGAUCGUUGGAUGGUCCAACCUCUCUACCAAGUGAAGAAGGAUUAACUGCAGUUCCUCCACCAGUUACAUCUGGCGACAGGACGUCUACAGAACUUUCUGAACACAGCGGGUCUGGAUCUAUCUCAGACAGCGCAGUGUCUCAAGAAAUCUACGGUGCACCUGCAACUGUCGUGAGUGUAUCAAGAGCCAGCACCUCGGCAUCAGAAGAUUCAGUUACUACGCACAGCCAACCGGCCCCACCCGCACCCGGAGUCGACACGGCAACAGUCCGUUCCAAAUGCCGUCAGCGUCUCGGAGUUCUGAACUGCUCUCGUCUGAGGCUGGACACUUUUAACGCGUCCCCAAAGUUGACGUACAUCGAGGAGCUCGUCCUGUCAUUCAACCGUAUUGAGAACCUGACGAGGGAGACUUUCACCGGGCUGAAGUCACUGCAGAAACUUUUCGCAGACCACAACCGCAUCACGUUCGUGUCUGAGGAUGCGUUCUCAGACCUCCCGGACCUGAAGGUGCUCGACCUGAGCUACAACCGCGUGCAGCAGCUGGCACCGGUCGCGUUCUCGUGGAACCCGCAGCUGUUCAUCCUAAACCUGAGCGGCAACCCGCUGGAGGUGGCCGGCCUCGGCAGCUGGCUGCGCUCGGACUCCCUCGGGGUGCUCUUCCUCAACUCGUGCAACGCCACCUCGCUGCCCGCCGACGCCUUCGCCGGGGUCACCGAGCUGCUGUACCUGCACCUGUGCGGCAACGGGCUGCGGCAGCUCCCGCCGCAGCUGUUCCGGGAGCUGACGGACCUGCGUCACCUCUACCUGGACCACAACCUGCUGAGCUCGCUGCCCGUGGACAUUUUCGCCGAGAACCUGCAACUCGAGUGGCUGUUCGUGCGCCACAACCGCGUGGCGCUGAGUGCCGACGAGCCGUUCCUGAACGCGAGCUCGCUGCUGAUGCUCGACCUGGAGGACAACCGCGCGAGCGCUGUCGGCGAGCGCACGUUCGCCGGCCUCCAGGGGCUGCACAACCUGACGCUGCGCAAGAACGCCAUCCGGCGCUGGGCGGGCCCGCCGCCUGCGCAGGCGCUGCCGCGGCUGCGCUACCUCGACCUCAGCUGGAACCGCCUGCGGCUCGCCGACCUGCUGCCCUUCCCGCCCUACCCCGCGCUCGCCUGCGCCAACCUCGGCGGCAACCCCGCCGCCUGCGACCCCGCCGUCAGGCCGACGGCCUUCUGUGUCAGUGGUUGCCGCGUCUCCACGCCUCCGAGGACGGCCGCUUCGGCUGCACUAGCAGGCAACUGCACUCGCAGGUAA
Messenger RNA from Schistocerca gregaria, 1792 nucleotides. RefSeq names its product podocan-like. The transcript is spliced from 3 exons. The record is from RefSeq and is a predicted model, not a curated record. Gene Ontology annotation, molecular function: protein binding. NCBI's taxonomy places the organism in Eukaryota, Metazoa, Arthropoda, Insecta, Orthoptera, Acrididae. The coding region runs from base 20 to 1792 and encodes 590 amino acids.